Messenger RNA from Arabis nemorensis, 711 nucleotides. The record is from the annotation of a GenBank genome assembly. Lineage: Eukaryota; Viridiplantae; Streptophyta; Magnoliopsida; Brassicales; Brassicaceae.
AUGGAAGAUUACGAGCGAAACUCAAAUUCUCCAAGUCACGAAGAAGAUUCUGAUGUACGUAAAGGUCCAUGGACAGAGGAAGAAGAUGCAAUCCUCGUAAACUUCGUCUCUAUUCAUGGUGAUGCUCGUUGGAACCACAUAGCUCGUUCCUCUGGGCUUAAGAGAACUGGUAAAAGUUGUAGAUUAAGAUGGCUUAAUUACUUACGUCCAGAUGUUAGAAGAGGCAACAUCACUCUCGAAGAACAAUUUAUGAUCCUCAAACUCCAUUCUCUUUGGGGCAAUAGCAAUCUUUUCAAAGAGACAAUGAGAAAUGUUUGGAUGCCGAGAUUAGUGGAAAGAAUUAACGCCCAAACAUCUUCCGCCACGUGUGAACAAGCCGAGUCAAUGAUCACCACCGACCCAGGUCAACGUAUCGAAGAACCGAAUCCGGUCGGACCGGAUUUCGUUCAAUUCAACACGAAUCAUCAAGGGUUCGUACCGGUAUCGGAAUUAUCCGCGACGUCUUCGAAUUCUCCUGCUGAGACGUUAUCGGAUGUUCAAGGUGGGGUGGUGAACGGGUCGGUUGGUUAUGACCCGGCGGGUCAACCUGGUUUCGGGGAGUUCAACGAUUGGGGCUGUGUUGGUGGUGGGGACAAUAACAUGUGGACCGAUGAUUUUUGGUUCUUGCAGGACCAGUUGUGUCAUGAAACGACAUCGUAUUCGUAUAAUUAA